AUGGAGGACCAGGGCGGCAUGGAAGACAACACCACGAAACUCACAACUGAAGAAUACCUGGAACUCAUGGAGAGUGUUGGUUACAAUGUUGAAGGACGGACAGUGCCACAUCUCUGGGGCGCUUAUUCCUCCAUAUUCAACGACGUUCGUGAGAUAGGCCGAACCAACAAGGAAAACUUCAUCCGCAAAUUUGAGCCGCACGAUCCGUACGUCGUGGCUAAAAGGAUCCAGGCAAAUGGACUCGUGGAGAAAGCGUGGAGUUGCUUCAAGCGACGGGACAAUGAGUUCGGAUGGAGGAAGGAGGUUGAGUUCAGAGCAUUUGAAUGCUUUGACUCGGAAGUCGCGUGUCAUGUCUGUCUCAAGCGGCUUUCGAAAGUGAAAUUCGAAGCCAGGCCCAUCGACCCCGGCGCAGCGGAAGAUCUUCGACGUAGAAGACUGCGGAGAAGAUUGUGUGAGUGCACACCUCUUCAGCGGGCAGUAUUCAUGACCACCGGCAGCAAUGAGUAUCCCCGAAUCUUCACGCGAGAGAUUGACAGACCUAUUUUCCACGAAGACAUGUCAUCACAAAUGAGAAGGCGGCUGAGGACGCAGAGGCCGGACCGAGUCAUUGGCCUUGCUCGAACUCGUACGUUCAAGCACCUACUCCCAUCACUGAGGAAGAGAUGUUCCGCCUUCAACAAGAGACACGUCCUCUAUCCAUUCAUAGUCAUUGAAGCAAAGGCUGCCGAAAAUACCAGCAAUGCAAGUUUCGGAAGCAUGCUUCGACAGACGGCGUUUGCCGUGCGAACGUGUAUGCGCCUACAGCAGAAUUUGAAGGAUGAAACCGGCCUAGACCAUCAAUGUUUGGUCUGGAACUUCGUCAUCUUGGGAGAGGAUUGGAGAUUGUAUGCUGCUGUCCCAGACGGAGAUGGAGUGCAACUGUUUGACCUGUGGCACGGAUCAAUUUUACACGAAGAUGGGGCAUUUCAACUGCUCCUGAUCCUUGACUAUCUCUGUGACUGGGCUAGUGAUGUUUAUCGCCCAAGCAUACUUGCUUGCCUCGCAGGCGGACGAACAAACCUCAGGCAGGUUCGCCUCUCUCCGAGCGGCACCGAGGCCUCGUCACAGAUGUCCGAAAUAGGGAUAUCCAAUUUUCCAGACAUUUCACUUCCCUUGAGGUCAUCGACUGCGCCGGAGCAAGCACACGCUGAACUGGUCGGAGAUCUCGAUGCCGACAAGGAGACGAUAUUGCAGAGACACCGGCAGCCAGAUCCGGCUUCGUCUUCGGCAACAGAAAACGCACUCGACACCCACCAGUGGCGCAAGUGGGAAGAAGCAGAUCCCGACGAGCAUCCCUGGGCGGCUCAUGCUACAAUUCGUCAUUCAAACGUCGUGCAAUAUAGUUACUGGCAACUGAUUCUGCCCGUGGACAAAAAGGUCCUCGAGAAUUGUCUAGAGGUCGUCUUUCCCAAGAUAUCAGCUGAAGAGGCGGCUAGACAACUUGUAAACACAAUGUGCGAUACAAACAUGACUGUGAAGACCCGGUGGAAGUUUGAUGCAAAACAGAUGCCCCCAGGUGAGUCGCCUGGGGUGGAGAUCCUGGUCAGAGCUUUAGUAUAUGCUCAAUGUGCACUGAAACCUGAGAAUUGGCGCAUCACUCGGAGACUAUCGUGCAUUUUAUGCAGCCAGAGAGCACUACAGCAACUGGCUGAAAUUGCACACGUGGUCUUACCACCUACCGGCCUCGUGGACGAUGAAAUUGGCAGCGGCAUCAAUUGCCAACAGGUGCUGCAAGCCAUCGACAAGCUCAAGCUCUGUAGCGGACAAAAGUCGGCGGGGCUGGCCAUGUUCCGGCGUCAAUUAUGCCUGCGGGCGACUCACAAGGUGUCUGAUGGAUUCGAAGAGCUGGAGUGGUUUGCAUUUUCCCACCAGUCAUCAGCCACCAACGUCGGGACAAUAAAAACCACGCGAAAACUUGCAAGUGUCAUUGCAAGCACUUUCUUCGGCAGGAAGCGACACCCUACGGUGGCGCCCGUGUUGGCACCCUACGUCGAGGCGGAAUCGACGUUGCACAUCCUCCCAACCGACCACGAGAUGGACAAUCUGGCGAGGCGGGAAGCCGACGCGUUGAGGUUCAAGAGUCCCGGGAUCCUGAUCAAGAAACCCACCACCUGGCCGGGGAAGACGCCAGAGUUCUGCCUGUUGGUGACGGAGGAGAACGUCGACUUUGAAGACGAGGUCAGGCUCGGCGAGAUGAUUGAAGAGGCCCAGGCCGCGGACGAGGUGUUCGGAGUUGUCAAGGAGCAUGCGAAUUGUGGCGGCUCGACGGAAGACAUGGCGGCAAUUUUCAGUCAGUGGGCCAAGAACAUGAAGGGAGUGUUGGACUAG
Molecule: messenger RNA, 2367 nt
Organism: Exophiala oligosperma
Lineage: Eukaryota; Fungi; Ascomycota; Eurotiomycetes; Chaetothyriales; Herpotrichiellaceae
Exons: 4
Coding region: 1-2367 (788 amino acids)
Source: RefSeq, a predicted model, not a curated record